AUGUUCACACGUUGCUGCACUCUAGCAGUCUCUGAUGCUGAUGAUGAUGAUGAUGAUGAUGAUGAUGAUGAUGAUGAUGAUGAUGAUGAUGAUGAUGAUGAUGAUGAUGAUGAUGAUGAUGAUGAUGAUGAUGAUGAUGAUGAUGAUGAUGAUGAUGAUGAUGAUGAUGAUGAUGAUGAUGAUGAUGAUGACGAUGAUGAUGAACUCCAGUUCUAG
Spirometra erinaceieuropaei is the source of this 216-nucleotide messenger RNA. NCBI's taxonomy places the organism in Eukaryota, Metazoa, Platyhelminthes, Cestoda, Diphyllobothriidea, Diphyllobothriidae. The record is from the annotation of a GenBank genome assembly.